Molecule: messenger RNA, 697 nt
Organism: Priapulus caudatus
Lineage: Eukaryota; Metazoa; Priapulida; Priapulimorpha; Priapulimorphida; Priapulidae
Product: transmembrane protein 144-like
Exons: 8
Coding region: 5-697 (230 amino acids)
Biological process (GO): carbohydrate transmembrane transport
Cellular component (GO): membrane
Molecular function (GO): carbohydrate transmembrane transporter activity
Source: RefSeq, a predicted model, not a curated record
UGGUAUGUUUGGAAUAAAGAAGGAGAUACCAGACAAUCUAGCUUUGAACUAUACAGGAGUAACCUUUGCACUAGUCGGGGCUAUUCUGUUCAUUUUCAUUAAGAGUGAAGGAGGCGGACCAAUGAGAGUGGCCACAAGGCUGGACAGUGCUACUGAGCCACUAAUUGUGAACCCGGUUGGGGAUCUACCCCAUGACCGUGCACUGGACCGGCCUCUUGCCACGACAUGUGUCGAGCCAGCCGAUCCAGAUGAGACAUCCAUAGACAGAUUGCAACCUUCAACAAAACGUGUCGUAGGAGUGUCACUAUCAGUUAUCUCUGGCUUGUUUUACGGAGUCACGUUUGUUCCAGUAAUCUACAUACAGGACAAUUAUAAAGACUCCAGCCAAAAUGGGCUGGAUUACGUGUUUGCUCACAUGAACGGCGUGCUACUGACAAGCUGCGUCACAUUCAUCGCUUACUGUGCAGUGAUGCGGAAUUGCCCACGCGUCUACCCGCGCGCCAUCUUGCCCGGCCUCGUGUCCGGAGCGAUGCUUGCAUGCGGCGUCACUGGCUGGUUCAUAGCCAACCAGGUGCUCACCGAGACCAUCAGCUUUCCCAUCAUCACUACGGGGCCGGGAGUCAUAGCAGCAUUGUGGGGAGUAUUCGUCUUCAGAGAAAUACAGGUAUUAUUGGUGAAUGAGGGCAAAGAGAAUUGA